GCGGGAUCCAACAGACAGGCCCUGGCCUGCUUCUUCUAUUCUGUGAAUCGACCACAGCCUACAAGAGGGAUAUAGAUGGCCAGCAUCGGCUUUCACUCUUUUGAAAUACUUCCUGGCCGGCACCCAUGGCGAUUGAAAGCAGACGGUCACCCACGGGGCCACAGAAAGCAAAGUGCUGGGACUUCUAGAACCUUUGUCGAUCUGUUUUCUCUCACCGAGAUUAGGCCAUUCACCUCACUUCUUGCACUGUGGCGGCCAUAUUCUCGCCAAGCAAUGCGAUAGUCAGGGCCGAAGUUAAAGACAGGCUGAGAAAUCACUCACCCACCCCACUUGGUGCGCUGCUUGGGAUCUGAUUACGCCGAAAUGAAUCCGAU
Messenger RNA from Aspergillus piperis CBS 112811, 374 nucleotides. RefSeq lists its product as uncharacterized. The coding region runs from base 76 to 282 and encodes 68 amino acids. The transcript has 2 exons. The record is from RefSeq and is a predicted model, not a curated record. Lineage: Eukaryota; Fungi; Ascomycota; Eurotiomycetes; Eurotiales; Aspergillaceae.